AUGGCAGUGAGCUCGAUCAAGAGCUCGAUCGAGUCGGGCCUCGAACAAACGAACUCGAUCGAGCUGGGGACUGAAUGCAAGGAACAAGCUCAAGGAGAUUGGUCUGAACUCAAGGCACCUAAGUCGACCUCAAACCUUUGCCUGAGGGCCUCAGGUUACACUCUAGAUGAUAUCAAGGGAAUCUCCCCUGACCUAUGCAUCCAUAGGAUUCAUCUAGAGGAUGAAAGUAAGUCUAGCAUUGAACCUCAAAGGAGAUUGAACCCCAAUCUAAAGGAAGUAGUGAAGAAAGAGAUACUCAAGUUGCUUGAUGCUGGGAUAAUCUAUCCCAUCAGUGAUAGCACUUGGAUAUCUCCAGUUCAUUGCGUCCCAAAGAAAGGGGGGAUCACUGUCAUAAAAAUGACAAAGAGGAGCUGA
This is a messenger RNA of Microthlaspi erraticum, 414 nucleotides long. The record is from the annotation of a GenBank genome assembly. Lineage: Eukaryota; Viridiplantae; Streptophyta; Magnoliopsida; Brassicales; Brassicaceae.